Dendrobium catenatum is the source of this 1237-nucleotide messenger RNA. RefSeq lists its product as uncharacterized. The transcript has a single exon. The coding region runs from base 126 to 1088 and encodes 320 amino acids. NCBI's taxonomy places the organism in Eukaryota, Viridiplantae, Streptophyta, Magnoliopsida, Asparagales, Orchidaceae. The record is from RefSeq and is a predicted model, not a curated record.
UCUAAACCAACCAACAAACACCUUCUAGGAAAAUAAUAAACCCACACACCAUAUAAAGCUUCCCUUCUUGAACUUGAAAGAACUUCAAGCAAAACCAGAAGCAGGAACAAAAAGAAGAAAAUAUCAUGGCCAUGUCAAAAAUAUUCAAGCUCUCAAGUACAUUCAAGAUCUUAUGGGAAGCACUCAGCAUCUUCACAAAAAAUGUGAGAUCCCUCCUUCCCAUCAUGCUCGUCAAGCUCCUAUUUUCCUCCCUAUUUUUCCUCUUAAACUACCUAUCCAUCAUCCCCAUCCUUACUGAAUUGACAAGUAGCUUUGUUUCCUUGUCAAUCUUUGAUGCCAAGAGUCCUGAGUACUCUAGCGUACUCUUCACCAUAAGAAAAGAUGUUAGAGAAAUAACCACCAUAGGAUCCAUCCUCCUUGUGUCUUCCUUCAUAGUCUCCUCUUUCAUUACAAUGACUAUCAUCCAUGUUAUCUCCAUGGCAUACUCUGAAAAGAAGCAAACACCUCAAGAGGUCUUCUCUUUCAUCAAAAAAUCAUGGAAAGGGCCUAUGCUUACACAGCUCUGCGCCUCCAUCGUGAGCAUAGCCGUAGGAUUCAUUAUACUUGUUAUUGUCAUAUCCUUCAUUAUGGUUUCCAUAGGCUCCUUUGGUUACACUGCAGUUGCUGUUCUUCUAGCAAUCCUUGCAAUUCCCCUUUACUUAUAUUUUGCGUUGAUUUGCUCUUUGAGCAUAGUGAUCUCUGUGGUGGAAGAAGAAUGCUAUGGCAUAGCUGCAUUUGGGAGAUCUGUGGAGCUCACAAAGGGAAGGAGGCAGAGUGGGAUACUGAUUAUGUUUGUCAUAGCAGUGAGCAGCGGCAUCAUCAGCACAGCUUACAAUUUCUCAAUGUUAUAUGCGUCUUCAAAAACUUUUGUUGCGUUAGUGAUUGGUUUUUGUUAUGUAGCUAUGCUUGUGAUGAUGACUAUUCUAGUUCAGGUGAUCAAUACAGUGAUCUAUUAUGAGUGGAAGAGUUGGGGAAAAGAGCUACUUGAUGUAGAAGGGGGCUUGGGAUACACUAGCACGUUCAAAGAAGAAUAUGUAUCAAUCCCUUGAAGGUUUAGUAGGGAAGGACCAUUAAGGGAAAAUAUUGGUGAGAGCUAAAGGAGGAAGAGAUGUAGUACUAUAUUCCCUCUAAUAAUUUUGUACCUUGUUGGAGAAUGUUUAUGUAGAAUAAACAAGUUAUUUCAGUGGGUUUUCUCUUA